GGUGGCGUCAGACUCCCGGUAGCUUCGGUUAUUUCUUAAGAUUUAAGCAAUGUCAGCUACACGUUAUGAGCGAACACUGGAAUGUGGGGCCAUCGUCAACUAAACAUCUGCGUCAGAGAUGUGAGGAACAUGUUUUCUUCCACUAAAACCUGAAAAAGAUGUGUGUGUGUGUACUCUAGGGUACAUUAUAGGGGAACGGCCCCAUUCUACAUUUACAUUUUGCAGUGAACAUAAAAAUUCAGAUUAUAGCGUUCGGGUGCUACGAAAGGGGUUUCCAGUCAUCUUAUAAAGGUGUUAGACGAUCGGCAUUUGUCUUUAUUCUUCCGUUUAUAGGGAAAAUAUGGGAGGCUACAGAGAGAUGCUGCUAGAUGGAGGAGCUCAUGCUUUUCAAGAGUUUCUCACAAUGCAAUGUUUGCCUAACCCUUGAACUGUACCAACAUGUUCGUAAGUAUUCUAGACAUCAUGUACGUAUCGUAGUAUUAUCAUCAAAACAUCCGGUAGAGGGGUCAGUAAACUUAAGGAGCCUGUUCCUACUACGAUAGACCAGACGAGCCCAAUCGUGUUAGGGUGGCGGUGGUUGAAGUUGCAUUCAUCAGGCGGAGCAGAAGCGAUGGUCGGCGUGCUUGCGCGGUGAUGGCGAAGGCAGGUAACGCGGUGUUGGCGCGGGUUGAGCGUAGUAUUUUGCGUGCAGAGAUACUGUGAGGCGGUGGACGCGGCACUGGUGCUGCAGUGUUGCAGCGGCCAAGGUGAGUAGUGCCGCGCCGAGCUCGCUGCUGGUGGUGGUGCUACUGCAUGCGUCCGCUACCAGGUGUCUCGCACUCACAGUACGUACUCGCGCUCACAAUAUCCACAACUCUCCCACCACCUGCACCGAGCACUCGUGGCUCUCCUGGGAGGCCCUCUAUGCCUCCUGCAAGCAGACAGUGCUGUGCUUGUAUUGAUUGCUGAGUGGAGGUGACAAGAAGUGUGAGAGUGAGGAGGAGGCAGCACACAGGCAGGCUGCCAGCCAAGCAGAGUGUGAGUGGUAUCUGUGCCAGCACUACAGUGAGGCCGCGCUCCCCACCGCCGUCAGCCAGUCCCCCGCUGCCCACUAGUCCAGGGGGAUGCUUGCUGCACCGCUCUCGCUCCCGCGACAACCUCAGUGACAACUUGUGCUCUAGUGGGUCUCUAACGCAGUGUCUCACAUUCCUCUAGUUACUGAGUUUAUUCCGAAGGAUAUUGUGCAAAAGUGGUGUACAUUUGUGUCAAUUUUUUCAAUAGUUUAGUGAGCGAAAACUUUGUGUUGGGAAUACUCUCAUGCACCAUGAUUAUGUUACAGAAAGCUCAUGAUAGUAUGAUCACUUGAUCGAACAACUUACCUGUGAACUCCACCUGACAUUGUGUGGUUUAACCAUUACCCUGUCAAGAAUUAUCCAGUUUCUUCAAGUUUUGGUGUUGGUGGAGGGACGUCGGCCCUACAGAAGAGUGCUUGAUGCUUUCUGCUGCUAGUGAUCCAUUACCCAUUGGCAUUACAGGGGAGGAAGACGGAGAAAUGGUCCGGAAUGGAGAUGAGAAAAAUAGGAUGGAUGUGAGGCGGUAUGAGCUGCGGUGGACGCACCACCAGUCCACUGUGGUGGCAGAGGUGGGGUCGCUGUACAGAGAUGCCGCCUUGGUGGACGUCACUCUAGCCUGUGAGGACCAGCGCACUUACCAGGCUCACAAGCUGGUCCUCUCAGCAUGCUCACAAUACUUCCAGGGUCUCUUCUCGCGGCACUCCGCACACCAGCAUCCCAUAAUCUUCCUCAAGGACGUGAGUGGAGAUGAGUGCGAGGCGCUGCUCACAUAUAUGUACCGCGGGGAGGUGUCUGUCAGCCAUGACCAGAUACACCGCAUCCUCCGUGUGGCAAACUCUCUUCAGGUUCGGGGGUUGGCAGAUAUGGACCAAUCAUCAUCCCGGCCAUCUUCCCCAGCAGGGGACAGGACUGGUCAAUGUCCUUCAUCCUCCCCCUCCCCUAGCACCGGACCUCCCACCAAAUGUGCCACCCCAGUUAGUGAACCUCAAUCCCCUAAUCCUCCCCCAUUAGUAAACCCUCAAAUUUCUGUUGGAGCCUCCAGUCACCCAGCUCUAUCUCUUCCACAUGGAACUUCAGAUCCCUCCUCAGUAAGACACACAUCAGCAGCAGCAGGUGUCCUAACUGCAGCAAUAGCAGGUACAAGACCCCAUCAAGGUCCCCCUCCCCACCCCAUGCAUCCAGAGUACCCCCAUCCAUACUCCUUGUUACCCCACCGCCCAUACGAUCUCCCAGGUGCAUCAGGACCCUCACUCUUGUCUGUCAGUGAGGCAGAUGUCAACAGAGAUGAUCUUCCCAAAUGUCCACCAAGUGUUAUGGCAAGAUCACCUUACUCUUCUUUGCGUGUAAAACCAGACUUGGGUGGAAACAACUGGGAUAGUACAGUGGAUGUAACGGGUGUGUCUCCACUGCCUCUAGGAGAUCCCUCACGGCCUGCAUACCCUCUUCCUACAGCCAUCUUCAGUAGUUUUCUUCAGCAUGAUCCUCACUCAGCUGGCUCACAACCCCCAUAUGGGAGAAUGUUCCCAAUCAGUGACCCUCUUCGUCGGCUGGACCGGCUCAGCACGCCAGGGAAUGACACACGCAUCCAUAAAUGCCAGUAUUGUUCUCGCAAGUUCAAGAGGAAGGACCAUCUCAAGACUCACAUCAGGAUCCACACUGGGGAACGGCCAUACAAGUGCAAGGUCUGCGGCCGGGGGUUUAUCCAGAGCCAGCAGGUUAAAAUUCACAUGAAAGUUCAUGUGCGAGAAGAUUCAUCAGGUGUAGGUGCUCCAUCAUCCCUUGGACCUGGUGGAGGUGGGGGUAGUGUCCUUCCAUCUCUCUACUCAGAUCUUGGGGGACCAUUUGGUGACCAGCCAGGAUUGGGUGCCCACCAUAAUGACCCCAACACUGAUUUAGAUCAGUCUACAGACAACAAUCCUCCUGAUAAUGACUCUGAAAAUGAGUGUAGCUCAGAGAUUGCUGAAAUGGAUUAUGAUGCUCGAAUACAACAAGACAGUGGCAGUGGGGGACCAGGUCGUACUCCACCAACACCCAACCCUUCAUCUGUGGGGGUACGUGAGCACAAGACCCCGUCCCCACAGUCCCCUCCUGGGACUGUGUCAAGGAGCCACCCCACCCCCCCGGAUGACCAGAGCUGCAGUGCCAUGUCUCUGAAGGAAUCAUAUCAUAUAGGUAGCAAUAUAAAAAAAUGAUGGCUAAUGUGCUGUGAUGAUAGAGGCUUUAAUUAAGUAACUGUUGAUUAUACUAAUUGUUUUUGUUGCCAAUAUGCAUUUCCAUACCAUCAGAAAUUUUCUGGCUUCAGUGUUAAUUCCUUCAAAAGCAUAUCGAUGGCAGGAAUCAUACAACAGCCAUGGCUCAACUUGACACACAGCUUACCAUUUCAACCCUAAUGUUCAAUUUCAAUUUACUGCAAUAAUACUAUAGCUGGAAUGUUUGCCUAACGGACUUCAUAUAUCCCCCUAGCCAUUGUUAUGUAACAUACCAAGUGAGUAGUACCAGUGUGUGAUAAAACACGCAUGAUGGUCUGUGAUCUGUUUGUAGGAGGAUUUUUUUCUACUUAAACUAGGUACUCAACCUGGCUCGUGCGUGCAAUAUGUAAUUACACUGGAACUCUGGGAAGUAUGGAGACUUUUAGAGGUUAAACUCAGCCCUUUGAGUUGUUUUGCUUCUUGUUUAUUUCAUUUCUUAUAUUUACAUUCUUUAUAUCUCAUUUUCAUGGAAGGAUAUUUUUUUUCCCAGCAUUAAUUUAUAUAUUAAAAUAUGCUCAUUAGAUCAGCAAGUACUUCUCACAGACUUUGUUUCCACUUACUUUUACCCAUUAUUUAUGGUUUGAGAAGACCAAACUCCCCUAGUUUAGAUAACAUACUGAUAUAUUCUUCCUCUAAUCCAGACACCUUGUAACUAGAAAUAAGUUUUUUUUUUUUUCUUUUUUUUUUUUUACAUAUUGGUUUUGCUUUCACAUGGUAUGAUGUGUUACUCACUGGCAUAUUGGCUUGUUAUUCAAUACAGUCCACCAUAUUAAGCUGUAGAUUAUACUGCAACAUGACGAAGUGACCAAAUCCUUCUUUUAUAAAGUAUAACAUUUUAAUAUUAAUAAUGAGUUGCAUACCAGAGAUGGCACAGGUACUCACCAGACAAUUUUUUUCAUCACAGCUUUGCAGUUAUUAACUAUCAAUGAAAUUUAUUUUUAACAUAGUUUAGAUGAAAGCCCUUACACACACACACACACACACACACACACACACACACACACACACACACACACACACACACACACACACACACACACACACACACUGUUAUUUACAAAGGGAGUUUGGUUUAUCAGUGAGAUCUCAUCAUAGUAGGGAGUAGAAAAGACUUGAACCCAGUGCCACCUUUUGUUGGUUCUUGAAAAGGACUAGUAUAACAUAUCUUUAACCUUUUUUUUUGCCAAGUUAUGGAGUUUAACUUCACCAAAGGUAUUUACAUUUUUUUUUCCUUUUUUUUUUCAGUAGGAUAGGAUCAUCUGCUAUUCUUUCAUUCCCUGCUCUGCUACAAAUCCCAGUGAGGGGUGAGGCUUAGGUUUUGUUAAUUUUAUUUUAUUUUUAUUUAUUAUUUUUUUACUUAUUAUUUUAUUUAUUUAUUUAUUUAUUUAUUUAUUUAUUUAUUUAUUUAUUUAUUUAUUUAUUUACCCUCCAACUGGUGCAUGACAAAGGGGAGCUUGUAGUUUGUCUUUUUGAUGUGAAGACAGAGUUGGUGUUUUUUCAAAGUCUAAUUUCUUUUUAUAUUCAAUACAACUUGCAUCACGUACAGUGAAAAACUGUAAUUUACUAUGAAACAUUGCAGAUCAAUUACAUAUCAUGUCUGGAUACAAGUUACAUAUCACAUAUCAUAUCCAAAUUCAUACCUGAAGCAUAUCAUACACUCCUGUAUCAUUUUCUAUGGUUAUUUGUGGUUGCCCUUCAUUUGAUGAAAAUAUCUCUAAAUGUAUACAUAUGAGACUUAAGCUAGCCAUUACUUGUAAUGAAUCUUUGACUAGAAUAAAAAUUUCUUUUACUGUUUCGUAGGAACGUAUAUAUAUAUUUUUUUUUCUUUUUUCACAAACCAGUGUUUAUAUAAUGCAGCACACAGUAGGACUGAUUAAUAUUGAUAAACAGUAGAGAAGUUCCACUUAAGUACCUAAAACCUAUGGUGUGUUAACCAACAUUGCUUGAAGUACUCUAAUCAUGUAAUGUCAAAUGAGCAGUAAUGAACUUUGGUUAAUUCAGUGAUGGGAUAUUUCACCAUUUCCAGAAAAGAAAUAUCUUCAUAUUUUGACAACCCAAGUUCAUAAUCCACAUUUGCGUUACAAUUUAUUGGCAAUACAGAAAAUGGCGCAUGGAUCCAGAAUGUGAUGAGCCUCACCCCUUGAGCUAUGUCUGCCAACUGUUCCAAGUUGCUGGUGAUUCAAGUUACAGGAUAUACCUUUGAUCACAUUCCUUUCCAAGGCUGUGGAUCUUGAAUAUGAUGAUUGUUACUGUCUUUUUAUUCCAUCAUAUAUUCAUUCAUAUCAUUCUGUCAUCUCCUUUGAUACUUUAUUUCCACUUUUCCUAGCUCUGUUCUUAUUGUCAUUUGCAUUUCAUCAGAAAUGUGUCCUGAACAACUCUUUGGGGUCCUCUGUAGUUUACUUGUUUUGAUUUUUUUUCUUUUGUGUAUCAUGUUAUAGAAUAUUUUAAAAGCAUUUUGGUCAUGUUAACAUAAAUUCAUUCUCAUCGUGUGUGUUAAUUGGCCAUGUCCUACUACAAAUUGAUCCAGUGACAAUAAUGGCACUGUUGGCAGGCAGACUCCUGUUAAUGUUGAUAUUGGUCUGGGCUGUGAUUUAGUGUAUGCAAGCGCUGGAGAUGGUUAGCUAGGUCAAAGGUCAAACGAUGUGACAAAGUUUGUCUGGUGGGCAGAAUGCUCGGAGGAGAUAGAACUGCUUCACUCACCAUGUAUACGAUUGGAACCCCCUUGGCAGGGACCAUAGGGCCUCCUCAUGAGGCUUCGAUAACAAUGACAAUGUUGUUUGGAAAAUACAUACUAUAAUAGCUCAAUUUAAUAGUUGCAUGUGUGCAAUCAUAUAAUUCUUAUACCAUUUUCACUGUAAAAUAUUGUAUUCCAUUUUAUAUACAGGUGUUUUAUGAGUUUCAUAAGCUAAUGGUAAUCACCAUUGUCAUUAUUAUUAAAGUUAAAUAGAAGUCCUGUGUACAUUCAAGGCUGAUGGCACAAGCUGUGUAAAGUUUCACCUUUCUAACAUUUGUGGUUUUACAUAAUGUUGAUAUUUGCAUUGCUUAUAGUGUGAGCACAUGUUUGUGUUGAGGUAUUGUCCUGCUCAGGUGCAAGGGUCACCUGUGGAAUGGUGCAGCAGUGAACCAGACUCUGCCUUGGGGGUCCCAAUAUCCGCCUUCUGGCUACAGGGUCAGGGGUAGUUUUACCUGUAUAAAUAUCAAGACAUUGUUAGCUUAUAUGCUGUUAAUGUUGACCUUGAUGUAAAACCUAUGUUAUUUGUACCAUUAUCUGUGUAAAUUAUUGUUAUGACAAGUAGGUGGCUGUACUAAGAUGUGAUAUGCCAUUGGCAUAAGGGCAAACCUUGCUCACAACCGUAGCUUCCAGCUGCACAAUAAGUAUGACUUAGAUGGCAAGAUUAGAUAAUGCACAAAGCAGUGUUAAGACUGAAGGUUGUUAGCCAAAGGUUAGGCAUGCAUGCCUAUUUUUAGGGAGCUUUGACCUCUUUAUACAGGGUUAUGUUCACCAGAGUUAGUUAAAACAAGACAGUUAUAUAUUGUAUAUAUGUGCAGAGCCCAUAUAUACAAGAAAUGUGUUAGUCUUGAUACAUGAUCAAUGACAUGUCUCAUAGUUUGCCACUGCUUUGACAGCAUCUGAUUUUAUAAACUCUAAUACACCACUUUCUCAAAUUGCAACUGUGGUAAUUGGUCUCCCUUAGUUCUUGACUAAAACUAGUUUUUGUAUAGGAGAUGAACAACGAAUGGUGAGCUUAUCGUGUAGCUGGCAGCUGUGCUCUUAGCUGUGGCGCUGAGACAGCUACAAUGUGUUCAGUUCUGCUUUCAACGAGUUGGUAUCCUAACCAGGCAGCACUGCCGGUUACUUCACAGCUGCCCACAUAAGACUAUGCCCUGGUUGAUGCUUUAUGCAGACAAAGCUUGAAAUAAAAAUUAAACAUUUUCCCAAAUGCAUAAUAACAAAUAGAUUUUCAUGCACUAGUGCAUUUGUGAAACCUUUGUGCUUCCUUUUAGGUUAAGAAACUUUAAAUAUGUUCCCUUAAAAACUAAGUUCAUCACCAGUGAUUACAAAACAGAGAUAUAUCAUGCAUUUUAUCAUUGACUUUUUUUUAAUUUGACCUCACAGUGGUGUGAAAAUCUAAUCUAUAUGGCUGUGGGAAAAAUGUAAUGCUUAAAUAACAGAGAAUCUGUACAUAACAAUACUUUCCAAACAGACAAAACUGUCAGGUAUUCCUAUGUGGGCAGCCAGGGCUCAUUUUAAUAGUGUUUCCACAACAUAUCAGAUAUGAUCCCUCCUUUUUAAACUGCCAUCAUUUGUAGUUGUUACUCUAUGAUCCGUUUUCCUUGUAGACAAUAGACAGGUAGGAUGACCCACGGGCGGGCCGCUUGUCACCACAUUGCCAGGCAGAGCUGGUGGUUUGGGAAAUCAGGAACUUUACUGUACUUCUCCUAUCAUGUGAAUGUGCAGAAUGCCAAUGAAGUAAUUAUUGUCAUGAUUACAAAGGAGAUGGUGUAUCAGUUGUGAAUAUAUAAUGGAAUAAGAACAAAGUCAAGAGGCCAUUUCUUAAAAGAUCAGCUUCAAAAAAUCCCAAGUUGCUUGUGGUAUUGUAUACGUUUUUGCUGGGUAAUGUGGCAGUGGAUUGUCACAGCGUAGAACAGAUGCAGCAGUCUGCUACCAUAUCUGCAAGCAACUAUUUUUAUGGGAGUGCAAAUAAUGGGAGUUAGUGGAUUGGCCUGUGAUGAUUAAACAAUUCACAUAUUAGUAUUUUUUCUAGUCAUUACAAUUUGGAUCAUUUAUUUAUAAUACAGAUUCAUUCCAAAAAAUUGUAAUUGGGGAUAAUUUAUAUUGUAUAUGGUAUUACCAUGUAAAAUGACAAAUCUUCCAUUUGAAAACAUUAUGUGGCCAGGGGUCCCUCUGUUAGCACUGGCUGUUAAUGAAAAUUUUCCAACUAAUUAAACACUGCAGUAUAUAAAUAUAUAUAUAUAUAUAUAUAUAUAUAUAUAUAUAUAUAUAUAUAUAUAUAUAUAUAUAUAUAUAUAUAUAUAUAUAUAUAUAUAUAUAUAUAUAUAUAUAAUUUCAUACAGUUGCAGUUCUUUUGAUUUUUUUUUUUUUCUUAAUAUUAUAAUUUGUAUUUUCUUCAUUGUAGGAAGUUCUGAUAUGCUUUAGUAAUUUCUUAGACACAGGUCUUGACAACUUUCAUGAACAUUUGUUUGACCUUUGGCUUGAGUGCAAAAAAAUUAAUGCAUCACUAUUACUGUUGCUGCCACUAAUUACUACUACUACUGUUAUUAUUAUCAUUAUCAUUAUUAUCAUUAUUAUUAUUAUUAUUAUUAUUAUUAUUAUUAUUAUUAUUAUUAUUAUUAUUAUUAUUAUUAUUAUCAUUAUUAUUUCCUAAGGUCAGCUUUCUUUGCUUCCUUUUAGUUGUAUUGUUAAUAUAUUACUUAGGACAGAAAUAGUUAACUUUUUUUAUACAUAACAUGCUGACCCAUGUUAUAUAUAUAUAUAUAUAUAUAUAUAUAUAUAUAUAUAUAUAUAUAUAUAUAUAUAUAUAUAUAUAUAUAUAUAUAUAUAUUAUUCAUUACAAGUUAUAACAUUUUUAUGGCAGAUAAAUUUAUAGAUGACACAAGGAAACCUAUCCUAAACUCUUUCAUUUUUCAAACAAUAUAUUCCAAAUUUCACUGUUACUGUUGGAAAACUUUCAAUAUAUAUAUAUAUAUAUAUAUAUAUAUAUAUAUAUAUAUAUAUAUAUAUAUAUAUAUAUAUAUAUAUAUAUAUAUAUAUAUAUAUAUAUGCAAUACUGUACAGGGUAGAUUACAGGGGACCCCAGAGUGCUUGACUUGCCUGUGAUAGAAUGUGAAUGGUGGAGGGCAUCCCAUCUGUAGUAGUGUUUACCAGUCAGUGGUCAUUAAGACGGCGGUCUCUAAACGCAGAACCCACUACUGGCAUCACCUGCAGACAAAAUCAAAACUUCAAAGUUUAUAGGGAUGUUCUUGAAGAGUGUUCAAGGCUCUGCUGGUAUGAUGAAAGCCAGUGGCAAAUGGAGAAUUAGUUUUAUUCACUUGUGAUGUGUUUUUACGAAGAUCUAGUUUUAGUCAGUUGAGUGAUUAAAAGUAUGGACCUUU
Molecule: messenger RNA, 9415 nt
Organism: Scylla paramamosain (green mud crab)
Lineage: Eukaryota; Metazoa; Arthropoda; Malacostraca; Decapoda; Portunidae
Product: E3 SUMO-protein ligase EGR2-like
Exons: 8
Coding region: 1472-3244 (590 amino acids)
Biological process (GO): regulation of transcription by RNA polymerase II
Cellular component (GO): nucleus
Molecular function (GO): protein binding
Source: RefSeq, a predicted model, not a curated record